AUUGGGUCGGUGGGAAACUUAAUAAAUGUAGUGAUGGUGUGAGCGCAUGUCGGCGGUGCUCGAGGUAGCGGCGCGCGGCGACGCGGCGCGGCUCGCGAGCCUCCUGCGCGCGCAGCCCACGCAUUGCGAUGUCGUUGACGAGAAUGGUUGUAGCGCGUUACAGCGCGCGGCUGCAGACGGGCACGUUGAGGUCGUGCAACUGUUACUGCAACACGGCGCUGACCCUAACAAACAAGACCUCGUGCACGGCAACACAGCAGUCCACGAAGCGGCCUGGAAGGGCUACUCGCGAUGCGUCGCGCUCCUCGCCGCUCGCUGCGAGCUGCGCAUACGCAACGCGGGCGGAUUCGCGCCGCUACACCUCGCGUGUCAGAACGGGCAUAACCAGUCUACUAGGGAAUUACUACUCGCUGGGGCGCCACCGGAUUUGCAGAAUAAUUACGGCGACACGGCGCUCCACACAGCCGCGCGCUACGGGCAUGCGGGCGCCACGCGCAUUCUUAUCUCAGCGGCCUGCCAGGUCGCAGCACAGAACAAAAAUGGCGACACCGCCCUGCACAUCGCCGCGGCCAUGGCGCGCCGCAAACUCACGCGCAUCCUCCUAGAAGCCGGCUGCGACAAGACACUCAAGAACCACCAGGGAGAAACUGCCAGAGAUAUAGCUACAAGGAAAGGCUUGGACGAAAUCAUCGCCAUCUUAAACACACCUGUAGCUAAACAGAAGAAGAAACGAGAUAAAAGCAAGGAGAGGACUAUAGACGAACCUGACGCUCCGAAGAAAAAAGAUGGAAAGAAAAAGAAGAAUGUCCACUUUGAAACGCCAGCACCUGUCCAAUGGUCCCCGUAUGGAUGCCAUUACUAUCCAGAUCCAAAAUACUUCCCCAAGCCUAAGUUAAGCUCGCUCCCCACCGAACCGCUUAGAAAAGGCGAACAGUACUUCUUAGACUUAGCGGGGAAUAUCAAGAAAGGCCCAAUUGGUGCUGGAUAUACGUGCUACUGCGCACCAUUCUUUAAGCACAUGGAAGAGAAAAUGAAUGAGGAUAAGAAGGAUUUGAAACGGCACAUAGACAAGGCUCAUGAGAGACUCGAUCAAAAAGUUACGGAUUUGGAGAUGAAGACGCAAGGACAGAUAUCGGAGUUGACGAGGUUUGUGGCUGCAGAGAGAGCGAUGUGCAAAGAACGCCAUCAGCAUUUAGAACACUGGUUGACGAGAGGCGUGAUGUUCAGAGCUUCAGAAAGAGUCAGAAGAUUAGACUACAGUCCUAGAGGCUCAUUAGACAUACCUCCAAUGAAAAGGACGAGAAGUCUAGAAAUCUUGGAUCAUUCUGAAGAGUGGAAUAAAGUCAACAAAUUGAUAAAGAGCUUCAAUCAAACUGCUGAGCAUUACGAUACUCAUCCCAAAGAACGACCUGAAAAACAGACGUCGAAAAGUACAGAAAUGCUAGACACCAGGUCACCACCAACUCCUAGAAGAAAGUAUAUUCUUAAGAACUCGAUGAGCAGUGAUCAAUUAGAUGCUGGUCCAAGUCGUAUGUCGAGAUCCCCUCAUACUACGACUUCAGGACCAAGUCCAGACCAGAGCCGCUUACACAAUGUCACUGCUGAAAUACAUGUAAAGGCGAAUAAAAUAUCUGUAUCACAAUCUCCAGUCUCCAUGGAGGUCCAAGGAUAUAACGAGAGGUUCGCCUCACCUAGUCGACAAUCGCAUACUAAGUCACCCAGCAGCAGCAGAGACUUCAAAGUCAGCGAUUCUGAAGAAAGAAAGAGAGACCAGUCUCCAGGAGUACCGGCUUGGAAGAGUCAGGUCUUGCAAAGAACGGCAGACGAUAUUAGAAAGAGAGUCAUGCUUGAAAAGGAGAUGUCCCAAGUUGUUAUGAGAAACAACGCGAAAUCUCUAGACAUAUCGCAAGACGGAUACGUUAAGCUUCGUAAACAGCCGAGCAACUACCAAGUUCGAGAAGAGAACAGCGUGGAAAGAGAACCAAGGAAGUCAGUCCAGGAAUUAGUAGCGCAAGUAGAACAGCAAAGAUGCCAGUCUCCUGAGAGAAACCCCACCGAAGAACCUCUACCUCUACCCUCCGUUUCUCCUAAUCCUGGCAUACUCAAAAUGCCUCAACAGCCUCAAAGACCAGCGCCGGUCUUAAAAGAAAAGCCGCCAAAAUCAAAACGCUUCAGCUUACAUAACCUCAUCCCGUUCCCAACGAGAAAAACCUUCCAAACCCCACCGAAAGACAAUGGAAACAAUUCAGAAAGCAGCGACGAAGAGGACAACCCAAUCAGAACCACUAACACACCUGGUCCAAUGAAAAACACCAACCUGCUCCAAACUCUUCCUCUACCCAACUACGAAACCAUGUCCACCAAAUCUCAAUCUCCCGCCCCGCAAACGCUAAACAAACCAUACCCACCUGACUUACGACCCAUGAUCCCAAAAGACGCCUACUUCCACGAAAUACCGAACCGCCAAAACCACCAACUGCCAUACAGAGAGAUGAUCGAGAACGGCUUACCCACUCCUCAAUACUACGACUACAACCAAACAGGUCUACCUCAAACGCAAGUCCAGCCUAGAAACCGUAACCCACUGUACCACCACCAAACCGGCGUCUUCGACGCUAUGAUGCAAGACCAUAUCAUACGCGAAAUGGAUAGAAUACCUCACUGCUACAGCGAGCAUUUGGACCAGAAUACUGAAGUUGAAAUCGCGAAUCAAAACGAAUUCGGAUACUACGAUAACAGACCGCCAUAUCCAUAUAACCCAAAACCAGUUCCUGAUCAUAAUUUGCUCCACAGCAGGCUUCAAUCUCUAGCUAUCAACACACAUUUGACAGAGACUCAAUCUCAAACAGACAGGGAGUCCCAUAACGAUUCAGGGUACAGUACUAAAGUGUACGGGAGCUCACAGGGGCCGUCUCCAAGUUUGUCUGGACAUGUUGACGGUUCGGACAAUCUUUCCGGGCAGCGGAUCAAUAUUGUGCCCAAUGGGAAGCCUGUUAUGCCGAUUGGGAAACCUGUUAUACCGAUUGGGGCUUCUAGUUUGGUUUAACCUUUCGUACGUAUUCGGUCGUGGUUCGUUAUAACGUCUUUGAAGUGGCGUUGACAAGAGCAAAGGAGUUUGUUUUUUUUGCAUAAAAAUAAUGCCUACCUAUACAACACCUGAUUACUGUUGAUUUGAUUUGAGCUACUCAAGACGACAAGGUGGUAUAGCAUUUUGAUUUUUUUUAAUACUUACAUCACAAAUGAGUAAUAUACUUUGGACACUAAAUUGCCAAUAUUUACAAUGUUUUAAUACAACCACUUGGUCAAAAGACCAAUCUAUAGAGGGUUCUAAGUCAUAUGUUUACUUUGCCUCUUAUAAAAUACUCAUUGUGAGUAUUUUGUACAAUAAUAUAUUUCUAAGUAAAUUGCCUGUAGAAUAAUCGAGUACAAAUACUUUAAUGUCACGUAGGUUUAAAUAAUAUUUAGAUUAAGCACUCAAAAUAAUAAAUUUAACUUUGUAUGUAUGAAUCACAAGCACCCCUAUUUUUGUAACAGAAAAAAAAGAAAAAAAAGAGUACAAUAUUAAAAAAAUGUUUAACCCUUUCCUGCUAGUUGUUUGUGUUGUUACAAACCUAUAACCUGAUUGUUACUCUUACAGGACAAGUUCUGUUUAUAAUACUUUGCUUACAAAUUAAAGAUUUGUUUAUUCUAUUAUGUGUGUGACAUCAGCAUUUUUAUAAGAAAUAAGUGCUUAGAAUUAACCAAAUAUGGCGCAGCACAGCUCCAUGAAUUGUCUAUCUAUGCGGUCACUUGAAAGUUGUGACUACUCACUUUAGGCACUGGUGCCGUAGCCGAAUGGCAGUUCUGCGACGCCAAACGAAAACGAAACGCCGCGAAAGGUAGUCUGGCUCUGUCGUGCCAAUACGCAAGAGCGAUAGAGAUAGAUAUCUACUAGCGUUUCGUUUCGUGAGCAUUUCGUGUACCCUGGUCUCAUCGAUAAGGCUUAUGGUGGGACCAGUGCCUUUACUACUGCGGCGCCGUACAACGCUAUCAAUUUAGAAAGGUCAGCUGUCAAUUUGUAAAAAUCAUUUUUAUAUGUCCCUUCUUGGAUGUUAUAUAAUUUGCAAUAACUCUGGUUUAAACUAAGUACAAAUAUAAUACAUUUUGAUGCCAUGUGUGACAGUUUGUAUGCAGUGUUUUUGUAAAUAGGCUAUGUCUAAUUAAAUACGUAACAUAGGAUAAGCCGUUUGUUUUCAUGUAAAUUGUCAUAUUUAUUUUGUAAUUUUGUACUGAUUGAUUCUAAUAAAAUGCACUUUUGAAGUGUCAC
Molecule: messenger RNA, 4306 nt
Organism: Leguminivora glycinivorella
Lineage: Eukaryota; Metazoa; Arthropoda; Insecta; Lepidoptera; Tortricidae
Gene: dgo
Product: ankyrin repeat domain-containing protein 6
Exons: 5
Coding region: 47-3046 (999 amino acids)
Biological process (GO): protein ubiquitination
Cellular component (GO): cytoplasm
Molecular function (GO): protein binding; ubiquitin-protein transferase activity
Source: RefSeq, a predicted model, not a curated record